Messenger RNA from Micropterus salmoides (largemouth bass), 935 nucleotides. RefSeq names its product ventrally expressed dharma/bozozok antagonist (gene ved). Gene Ontology annotation, cellular component: nucleus. Bases 86 to 916 code for a protein of 276 amino acids. The transcript has 3 exons. Gene Ontology annotation, biological process: spinal cord motor neuron cell fate specification; neuron projection morphogenesis; endocrine pancreas development. Lineage: Eukaryota; Metazoa; Chordata; Actinopteri; Centrarchiformes; Centrarchidae. The record is from RefSeq and is a predicted model, not a curated record. Gene Ontology annotation, molecular function: sequence-specific double-stranded DNA binding.
UUCAUUCUGGUUUUAACCAUUUUAAACAAAAGGAUACACUCUUUGUGCCGCUCUUUUCAGGACAAAACUUCGCCACUCAGCAGCCAUGAGAGGACAUUUUUCUAUUGAAUGGAUGGCCCAGAGCAGCCAGCAGCCAGCAGGGACAGAGAGCGUCUCUGCCUGCGGGACACAUUCAGAGAGUCUGCCGGGUUUUUACUGCAGGCAGAAGUCUGAACAUUUACCCGAGCAGCAAGAAAACAGGAGCCCGGGCCUAGAUGCUUUCAGUCUGAGCACUCUCCAGCACCAAACCUCUCACAGUAAUCAAGUGGCUGAUGUAGGUUUCAGCAGCGGGACGGAGGAGGAGACCUCCGGGUACGAGAGCGAAGGGGGCCACUGCCUCUCCCCCUCGGCCCCCACUGAGUGCACCUCCACCUCACCGGCGUCCCCUCCGUCAGGGAGGAGACCCCGGACGGCCUUCACAGCGGAGCAGAUCAGCAGCAUGGAGAGGGCCUUCAAGAGGAACGCUUAUCUGGGAACGCAAGACAAGGCCGAGCUCUGCAAGAAGCUCAACCUGUCUGACAAACAGAUCAGAAACUGGUUCCAGAACAGGCGGAUGAAGCUGAAGAGGUCGGUGCAGGACGCCCUGGCUCACGCCUGCCAGGCAAACGUUGCCUCUCAGUUGAUGCAUUAUCCCGAGCUGCAGGCCUACAGACCGGGGCCCUACCCGAGGUAUCACUCAGCAGUAGCGGCACCGGAGGGCCCGGCUGCUUCCUCCUACGUCCACCCACACAGCCUGCAGUACAGCUCUCCCCUGCCCAGCCACCCCACACUGCCCCUGGACUCUUUCUACCAGUACAACAGCCUCCCAGGAGUCAUGCUGCCCUCUGCCACGACUCAACUCAUGGGAUCCUACCCGGCUUAUCAUCAGUAUUACUGAUAGCGUCCUUCAAUCACCA